AUGAUUUCGAUGAUUUUGAGCAGCCUUGCCCGUCAAGCAGCUGGCUUUCAAGCGACGAAAACAGUUGCUUCUGCUUUAUCCAAGCAGACCACUGGUCUUCACAGUAUUGGUGUUCAAAGAAGCCUUCCAUACCGCAGAAGUGUCUCUUUGUUCAGUACGGCGGCAGACUUGUCACCAGAGAAGAAGUUGGAACUGGAGUCUCAGAUUAAGGCAAAGGGUGACGAAAUUCGUGUCCUUAAAGAAGGAGGAGCUGACAAGGCGGCCGUUGCACCAUUGGUGGAAGAACUGCUUGCGUUGAAGGGACAACUGGAUCCCUCAAUCCUGAAGCCCAAAAAGAAGCAAAAGCAACAACAACAACAACAACAGCCAAAAAAGCAAAAUCAACAACAAAAGCAACAACAACAAGAUGAUGCCGAAUCGGAUUUCAUCACCGCUCGUGAAGUAGACUACUCCAAAUGGUACAACGAUGUGAUUAGAGUAACUGGCCUUGCUGAAAAUUCUCCUGUCCGCGGUUGUAUGGUGAUCAAGCCUUGGGGUAUGUCGCUUUGGGACAAGGUUCGGACCGAACUCGACGCAAAGAUUCAAGAACAUGGUGCCGAAAAUGCCUACUUUCCAUUGCUUAUUCCCAAAUCUUUCCUCUCCAAGGAAGCUGAACACGUGGAUGGCUUUGCCAAGGAGUGUGCUGUUGUCACACACCAUCGUCUCACUGCCGGCAAGGAUGGCUUGAUUGCCGAUCCAGAAGCUGAGCUUGAGGAUCCUCUCAUCAUUCGACCCACUUCUGAAACCAUGAUCUGGUACAUGUUCCGAAAGUGGAUCAACAGUCACAGAGACUUGCCAUUGAAGGUGAACCAAUGGGCUAAUGUGAUGCGGUGGGAAAUGAGAACUCGCCCAUUCCUACGAACCGCGGAAUUCCUUUGGCAGGAAGGCCACACUGCCCAUGCUACAAGCGAAGGAGCCUUGGACGAUGCUAGAACCAUGAUGGAAACCUAUGCCACUCUUUGUGAAGAGCUUCUCGCCAUGCCCGUUGUCAGGGGUGUCAAGAGUCCUUCCGAACGAUUUGCUGGAGCCGAAGAAACCUUUACUAUUGAGGCACUUAUGCAAAACGGCUGGGCUCUUCAAAGUGGUACAUCGCAUUUCCUUGGACAGUCGUUUGGUAAGGCCUUUGAUGUCCGAUUCCAGGACGCGGAUGGCCAGGAAAAGGAUGUUUGGGGUACCUCUUGGGGUGUUUCAACUCGUUUGAUUGGUGCUUUGAUUAUGACCCACUCCGAUGACAAUGGUCUUGUGCUUCCUCCACCAGUUGCUCCCGUCCAAGUCGUGAUUGUCCCUAUUCCCCCCAAGAAGAAUGACGAAGAAGGAAAGAUUGCUAUGGACAAGGCUUUGGACGAUAUGGUUGACUCACUCAAGGCCCAAGGCAUCCGAGUCAAGGUCGAUGAUCGUGACUAUGUCCGCAAUGGAGCCAAGUACUUUGAAUGGGAACGCAAGGGUGUUCCACUGCGCAUUGAGUUGGGGCCUCGUGACUUGAAGAACAAUGUUUGCAUUUUCAAGUACCGGGCUGGAGAGGGAUCCGAUGAGAAAUUGACUGUUGAUCUGGAAUUUGCCGCCAGUACUGCUACCGAAGGCUUGGCUUCGAUGCACAAAGGUUUGUUGGAAGCUGCCAAGGCCCGACUUGAUGCCGGUAUCACUGAAGACGUCCAAUACGAGGAGAUGAAGACGGCUCUUGAGAACGACGAAGCUUCAUCUUAUAAUGGGAGUGGGUUGUACUUGGUUCCAUGGAAGUGCAAUGCUGAGAAUGAAGACAAAAUUAGUGCAGAGUGCAAGGCAACAAUAAGAUGCUACCCACUUGAUGCCAACGAAGCCAAGCUCUACGAAGGCAAGAAAUGCUUCUACAGUGGUGAAGAUGCCACACACAUGGCUCUAUUUGGACGGGCCUUUUAG
Molecule: messenger RNA, 1935 nt
Organism: Cylindrotheca closterium
Lineage: Eukaryota; Bacillariophyta; Bacillariophyceae; Bacillariales; Bacillariaceae
Source: the annotation of a GenBank genome assembly